GCAAUUAAACUGGAACAGCUUAACCAACAAAUUAAAUAAUAAAGACGAGUUGCCCAUUAAUCUAUAUAUUCGAUUCUCUCUGUCUUGUAUCUGCACCCUAGCUCAAGCUGCUUUCUUUCCAUACUUCAUCAACACAGCAAACAGAAACAAAUCAAGGCGUCAACAUGCCCAGGGGCCGACCUCUUUCCUUGCAGACUGUUGAACUCAAGGUGAGGAUGUGUUGCACUGGAUGUGAGAAAGUCGUCAAGAGCGCCCUCUACAGGCUUCGAGGAGUUGACUCGGUUGAGGUGGACUUGGAGAUGGAGAAGGUGACGGUGACCGGAUACGUUGAUCGGAGCAAGGUACUAAAGAUAGUAAGAAGGGCUGGGAAGAGAGCUGAGUUCUGGCCGUACCCUAAUCCACCUUUGUACUUCACAUCCGUCGGCAACUACUUCAAAGACCUCACCAAUGAUUACAAAGAGAGCUAUAACUAUUGGAGGCAUGGCUAUAAUGUCGGCGACAGGCACGGAACCAUUCCGGCGAGCCACCGAGGAGACGACAAAGUUAGCAACAUGUUCAAUGACGACAAUGUUAAUGCUUGCUGCCUCAUGUAACAUAGUACCAGUGCUACUAAAAUAUACGUACUUCUGUACUAUCAUACAUCCUGAUCAAAUUAGCUUCAUUGUGUUAUAAAUAAUCAAGGAUGUAUAUCUCGACAUAAUUAAGUUAUGUAAUUAUAAUAUAUAUAUAUAAUAUUAUUCUAGUAUUUUAUACAUAAUUAUGUCCUAAUCAAGUUACAAUA
This is a messenger RNA of Diospyros lotus (date-plum), 781 nucleotides long. Its product is annotated as heavy metal-associated isoprenylated plant protein 30-like. The record is from RefSeq and is a predicted model, not a curated record. Gene Ontology annotation, molecular function: metal ion binding. The coding region runs from base 165 to 593 and encodes 142 amino acids. The transcript is spliced from 3 exons. Lineage: Eukaryota; Viridiplantae; Streptophyta; Magnoliopsida; Ericales; Ebenaceae.